This is a messenger RNA of Bactrocera dorsalis (oriental fruit fly), 2261 nucleotides long. RefSeq lists its product as uncharacterized. Lineage: Eukaryota; Metazoa; Arthropoda; Insecta; Diptera; Tephritidae. The transcript has a single exon. Bases 1154 to 2233 code for a protein of 359 amino acids. The record is from RefSeq and is a predicted model, not a curated record.
AUACAAACAUGCAUGCAUAUGUAUAAUAAUUGUAAUAAUGAAUAUUAAUAAAUAUUCUCUUGUAAUUAAUUAAAAGAAGAUAAAUUAAAUAAGUAAAAUACGAUAUUCAACUACAUAAAUAUAUAUAUUUCAGCGGGUUUACAAAGGGGAAAAAAUCACAAAUUUAAAUAAAAAUUACAAAAAUGUAAAAAAGUAAAAAAAAAAAUUAAUGAGGGUAUAUAAAAAAUUGUAUGCAUAUUACUAAGAGAAUAACUAAUAAAAUUAACUUAAAAAUAUAUAUAUACUAUUAAUAAGCUACACUUGUAACAAUAGCACUGUUUAAUUUGAAAACGAAUGAAAAGUAUAAUAAAAAAUAUACGAACAUUUAUUAAGUUGCAUUAAUUCUACACAUUUUACAGUUAAGCAUAGAUUUUCAGAAAUAUUUUCUCAUUGCCCUGCAUUAAAUGAAAAUAUUUUAUGAUUUCAUAUAUGAUUAUUACUAUUUACGACUACGUUAUGCCCAUACAAAUAAAAUAUAAAUUAAAACGAGAAGAAAAGCCUUGAUGGGCUGCACAGGUACUAACAAAUUUACCGCCGUGAGAGCUAGGCCUUGUACUCGUAUUAUCAUUCUAUAAAGAAAGAAUUGAGAACCGUUGAGCUAAAGAAUUUUCAUCCAAAGACCGAAGUAUUCGAAUUUCCGACUAUUUAAAAAAAUAUAAUUUUACCCGGAAAUCUCAAUUAAAGAUAAAAAUCAAGCAAAAAGUCUUCAUUUUGUUCUAAGAAAUUCCCGACAACUUUUUAAAUAUUUUUCUAAAAUUGAUCAAGUUUGUUGCUUAAGUCUUUUGUUUUAAGCGCGAAACAAAUAUAAAAUGCUUACUUACUUUUAAGCGCGCCGUCUAUGGGUGGACUGUUGUGACAGCUUUAACGAUAUCUAAAUAGUAUGGCAACCACCACAAGAAAGGAGUUGUCAUUUGUUUUGUAAACAAAGCGUAGGGUCAACCAUAACAACAUAAACAACCACCUUAAGCACAAAAGCACAACGGCUAGGUGCGAGAAAUAAACAUAACAACGGAUAAUGUAACCGGUUUGUCAAAAGUUUAUAAAGUAGGUGCAACAACAUUAAAUAAGACGCAUAAUUUAUUAAAAUUUGUCCGUUGUAAAGUUAUUAGAAAAAAUGUCAAUAAAACGCGCGCAAUACGAUAGUAAAUGUUAUUGCAGCAGUGUUGCGUCAACAUGUUGCAGCAAUACUCAUGUAAAUUGCAUCAAGCGCAAAACAACUGGCAGCGGAAGUAUUUUCAGUGUUGCAAGCAAACGCGAUAAACAGAUUUCUAAUACAAGAACAGCGACGAAGAAUAGACAAAAUACAGAUUUUGUUAAAAUAAAAAGAAAAACAACUCUGCCCGCCGAGGUCAACAAAAAUCGUCGCGGACUCGGUCAUACCAAUUUACAAAACACCACUAAUUUUAGUCGACGCAAUUCCGCCGCAACCACAGUAACAUUUUCCACGCCUUGCGCAACGCCAGCCUCGUUCAGUUCAAAUGCAACCGCGCCCUCGUUCGAAACGCCGUCGCCGUCUCCACUGUCCACAUCUACAGCCACAAUUUUAAAGAAUUUGCCCGUAAGUAUGUCAACGCUGGGCGAUAACUUCAGCGCGCUGAGCGUUUCGUCAAAAAGUGAUCGCGGCAGCGUUUGCAGCGACGCGCUGCCGCACGAAUACACCGAGCAACGACGCUUCUACGAGAGCGCAAAGCAGUUAAUGAAGUUGAUAGCCACACAGGGUGACAACUAUGCCGCGCUGAAUCUUAUCAGCGGCAGCGGUGUUGACGGUAUUGCUGCCACCGCUUGUGUGCGCGACGCGGAAGUGGACGCGGAACGCUUGCGGCAAUUACAAGAAUUUCGUUUGAAAAAUGCUGAAGACUGCUUCAAUGUACACCGGCGGUUAGAUUUGCAUUUGCCGAUGCGUAAAAACACAUUGACGCCCGAUGGAAUGGAGCAACUGGUGUGUAAAUUACAACGGGAGACUUUAUCGCCGAUGCAGGGUAAGAUAGAGAGCUCAGGCACAAACGGCGUAAAAAGCGCAGUGGUUAAGGAGAGCGCGAAGAAAUCACAGCGUACUACAAUUACUCCAUAUGCGGCGCGUCAACGAUUAUUAAAACUACGCUUGGAGGCAGAGGAGUUGAAACGCGCGAAACCUGGUCCUAAGUAUCGUCCAUUGGAAAAAAGUUGUGCAUUGCGUUAUCAGGAGACUUACUAAUCGACCACUGACGAGCAACUAAGAGUAU